Molecule: messenger RNA, 937 nt
Organism: Exaiptasia diaphana
Lineage: Eukaryota; Metazoa; Cnidaria; Anthozoa; Actiniaria; Aiptasiidae
Exons: 3
Coding region: 42-458 (138 amino acids)
Source: RefSeq, a predicted model, not a curated record
UUAGUCUAUUGACAGCAUCCCUAGCACUUGUGAUACUACUCAUGCUCUUAAUUGUGGUUUUCAUCUCAUGGAAAAAAAGAAAAAAGCAUGACCGAAGAAACAACCAGAAUGAAGAUGCAGUUUACUGUAAUGUGAAUGCCCAUGGGAUGACAUCUUUUUCUUCGUCUGCAAAUCAGCCAGUUCUAAACAUUCAAGUAGGCGUAGCACCUCAAGGAAUACCCGAGCGAUCAGAUGUACCAUUUCAAAAUCAAACGCAUGGGAAUACAGAAAUGAGAAGGCCAAAUCAAGAGCAUUACCAACAACUUAGCCUUGACAUUGUACAUAGUCAGAAAGCCGCAGCACCAAGAUACGAGCCGCUACGUAAAACGUUCAACGAUACUGAUGAAAGCUAUCAGCAUGACACCUACCAAUCAUUGUGUAAUUGUCCAAGUGUUUACCAGAGCUUGCACACCAACUAGAUAGGCGUCAUUAAUUCCAGUUCCAGGGAAAUACAUUUUAGAAAUUCAAAUAUAUGAUUUCCUGGGAAACUUAGAGCUAAAGUCAGGAUCCAUAUGAACAAACGUUAUGAAUAGCUUCUAUUGUGGGAUCAUAUUAGAAUUGCAUUAAAAAGCUUUAUUCUCGGUCUGAAAACACACUGAUUAAUUUGCUUUAUGCUAUUAGUGGGUAACUAAGGCUGAAUAUCUGUACUUUUUGGCUUAAAAAUGAAUCUAGACUAUUUAACGUAAUGAAAUUCAACAUUCUAUACUUCUGCUAUUUUCAAAUAGCUUCAUGAUGCCGCCAUGAAUGGGAAUCACCGUAGAGUGGUAGUGUAAUUAAGGUUUAUAAAAAGCUAGUAUAUAUACCUUUUUUAAUCAAUGCCCUGUAGCAUCCGAUUUAAUCUUAGUUUCAGUGUAAUUUUAGAAUUCCAGAACAUGUAAAACAACAAUGUUUGAGGAUA